GCAUUGAGGGCCCAUGAGAAAAAUGCUCAUUGCGAAUGCUCGCUUCUUCGGCUCCGUGAUCUGGGAUGGACUGACGUUAGCAAGUUGGCAACGAGAAAGGCGAAUAUAUCUACCCACGUCAGCAACUGUCCCUGCCCCCAUGCUAACAACACUAGCACUGCCAAACGCCUGCACGACCCUCAAAAACACCAGUGCUCCGUAGUUUGCUGGUACUACAGCAAGAAGCACGUUCGCCAAGAUGUAAAUGGCAAGGCUUAUCAAGUACAAUGGACGGCGACCCUUCCAAUCUGCAAAAGUGGACCAGAAUAGCGGCUGUAGACGAUAUCAGCAUCUUUGUUGUCUGUUGAUGGGAUUGGGGAGGGUAAAGGCUUACACCGAGCGCAAAAGUCAUCAUGAACACUGAAACCGUCACAUUGAUGGCGGUUGGGCUAACAUUGAACUCUUUUUCCAGCACCGGCAAGGCAGGAAGAUAUAUACCUCCCGCCAAUGGCCCGAAGAAUCCAGCAAUCGUUAUAACAGACAAGAUGAACUUUCGACGGAGAGGGGAGAAAUCGGUAUAAGACCCAGACCCAUCCUGCUUCGGACUCGGAUUCAGGCCCGGCGGCUCGUCUGCUGGUGGCGGGCCAUUCGGUAAAGACUCAUUAUUGGACGUGGGAAGGCCUUGAUGGGAGGAUCGGGGACCUAAAGGUAAAGAUGUUUUCUCGGGAGUAUUGUCUGUCGGGGAAGGAGGCAGGGAUAUCGAGGCCGGGUCAUCAUCACGAGCAGGAGGGGGAACACGUUCAACUAGAGGGAUUCUGUCUUCGGGAGAAUGGGGGCGACUAUGGCGGGUGCGUGAUCUUGAUCUUGAUCGGGACUGAGAGGAAGAUGCUUUGUGCGGACAAGAUUGUCGAGAGCGUCCUAUCUGGACGGGGAUGA
This is a messenger RNA of Podospora bellae-mahoneyi, 915 nucleotides long. RefSeq lists its product as uncharacterized. Lineage: Eukaryota; Fungi; Ascomycota; Sordariomycetes; Sordariales; Podosporaceae. The record is from RefSeq and is a predicted model, not a curated record. The transcript has 2 exons. The coding region runs from base 694 to 915 and encodes 73 amino acids.